GGCGGUUUGAUGAUUUUCACGAACAGGAAAAUGGUCGGGAAGUCCCUGAUUGCUGGUGUGGUGGUCCUUCUGGUGGCCACCGUGAGCCUGUUCUUGGGGGUCUUCAUGGGCUUAGGGAGGAAAAACGCGCCUCCCCCCUCAGACUACUUCUACUCAAAGGCCGCCGUGGCUGCUGAUGCGGGAAAGUGCUCAGAAGUGGGGAGGGACAUUUUGAAGAGAAAUGGCUCAGCUGUGGAUGCUUCCAUCGCCGCCCUGCUAUGUGUCGGCCUUUUGAAUGCUCACAGCAUGGGCAUCGGGGGAGGGCUCUACUUUAUAAUAUAUAAUGCUUCCACAGGGAUGGUGGAAACGAUAGAUGCGAGGGAGACAGCGCCCAUGAACGCCACUGAAGACAUGUUUGGCAACAACACUAAACUCUCUCGCACAGGUGGAUUAUCCAUAGCGAUCCCAGGAGAGAUCCGAGGUUACGAGAUGGCACACAAACGGCACGGCAGGCUUCCCUGGAAGGAGCUGUUUGAGCCCAGCAUCGCUCUGGCUCGGGACGGUUUCCCCAUCGGGAAGGCUCUGGCUCACGCCAUAUUUAAGAGCAAAGAAUCCAUUCAAGGAGAUGCCAACAUGUGUGAGGUGUUCUGUGAUUCUGAAAAGAGAAUCCUGAAAGAAAAUGAUAUUGUUAAAUUCCCAAAGCUGGCUGAGACGUAUCAGAGGAUAGCGGACGAGGGGCCUGAUGUGUUUUAUAACGGGACCAUGGCACAGAGCAUCGUGGAGGACAUCCAGGCGGCAGGUGGCAUCAUCACGCUCGAUGACUUGCUGGAGUACCAGCCUGUGCUGAACGAGAAUCCUCUGAAGCUGAACGUUGGGGAAUACACCAUCCACGUUCCAGACGCCCCCUCCAGCGGGCCAGUGCUGGCACUCAUUCUCAACAUAGUGGACGGGUACAACUUCACGGACACAAGUGUCUCAACAGCCGAGAAAAAAACUCUGACCUACCAUCGCAUCGUCGAGGCUUUUCGCUUCGCCUACGCCAAGAGAAGCAGACUGGGCGACCCCCGGUACCUCAACAUUACUGAUCUGAUCCACAACAUGACCUCAGACUACUUUGCUGACGGCAUACGGAGUAAAAUUACGGAUGACACAACCCACCCAGAUAACUACUAUGAGCCAGAGUAUUUUGUUCCAGAAAACCACGGCACAGCUCACCUGUCUGUCAUAGCAGAGGACGGAAGUGCAGUCGCUGCCACCAGCACCAUUAAUCUAUACUUUGGGUCUAAAGUCAUGUCUCGGUCCACGGGAAUCAUUUUCAACGAUGAAAUGGACGACUUCAGCUCUCCGUACAUGACCAAUGGAUUUGGGAUCCCGCCGUCACCCAACAACUUCAUACAGCCAGGUAAAAGACCUCUGUCCUCAAUGUGUCCAACAAUCAUCUUUGACAAAGACAACAGAGUGAAGAUGGUCGUAGGAGCAUCUGGAGGCACAAAAAUCACCACGGCUACUGCUCUGGUUAUCCUCAACUCCCUUUUCUUCAACUAUGACCUAAAAAAAGCUGUGAUGGAGCCGCGAGUUCACAAUCAGCUCAACCCCAACAUGACGGUGGUGGAGCAGGGCUUCGAAAAGAGCGUCCUGGAGGGGCUGGAACAGAAGAACCAUGUGACCCAAACACUGAGGACUCCGGACUCCGUGGUCCAGGCCGUGGUUCGGCAGGGAGAGCGUCUCUGCGCGGAGUCCGACCCCCGGAAAGGAGGCUAUCCAGCCGGAUACUGAGCCUGUCCGGUUUCCCUCAGUGAUCAGUUUCCACAGAGACUCUGACAGAAACAGGAAACUAUGUUUACACUACAGAGACGCCUCUCCUCCGCUGCAGGAACAUGGGAACGGACUCAGUCCUAAGACCUGUUUUUCGGCAAAACUUCUCCUUACAUAAAUUAUUUUUGUGUGUGUUUUAAAGUAAAGUAAGACGUCGUGGCCAGUAUAACUCUCGGAUGCUGGUCAGGAAAAGAAAUUUUUAGGGAUUUAAGCAGAAGCCAAAGGUUCCAAGUGGAUCUAUUUUUAGCUGGACAACCACUGAUGAAGCAACGCAGCUGUAUUUCCAACAAACGCCUGAUGAAACCAAUGUCAACUUUUGGCAAGUUGUCAAUGCGGCGUUUUAACCUGUUUUGCAAUAUAAUAAUAAAAAGUAAUUCUACUGUAACUUAUGACACUGGAAAAGAGGACUACAGGUAAAACGCUGCAGCGCCAGCAGGUAUGAUGAGUUCAGAGCGAGGACUUCUCAGGUGGCUCCGCCUCGAACCAAACCGGAAGCUCAACUUGUUUUCUACUCCACAGUGAAAUUGUUAUUUCUUCAUGUUUAAUAUCGUAGAGAGGUUAAGUGAAUGUAUAGCAUCUUCCGAAAUAAGAAAACAUUUGCAGAUAUAUUUUUCUAAACAUGCAUUGUUCCUAUGCUAUGUUUUGUUGCCAUGCUUGUUAUUAAAACAUCGAGAAACAGAAAUGUGUGUCUCAUGUGAGAGCUGAAGGAAAGCGGAGACUGCAUUUCACCCUGAAGGCAUCACCAAAUCAUUUUGACACUAUUUUCACUCCAUACACCACCACCAUGGGACAGAGAAGUUUGAGACACGCAACACACCCGUAACAUC
Xiphophorus maculatus (southern platyfish) is the source of this 2621-nucleotide messenger RNA. RefSeq names its product glutathione hydrolase 1 proenzyme-like (gene ggt1a). Gene Ontology annotation, molecular function: glutathione gamma-glutamate hydrolase. Gene Ontology annotation, cellular component: plasma membrane. The coding region runs from base 10 to 1755 and encodes 581 amino acids. The transcript has 12 exons. Gene Ontology annotation, biological process: regulation of immune system process; glutathione catabolic process; peptide modification. The record is from RefSeq and is a predicted model, not a curated record. Lineage: Eukaryota; Metazoa; Chordata; Actinopteri; Cyprinodontiformes; Poeciliidae.